AUGCUGAGCAAGGCCGUCUUGUACGUCAAGCUCGUGUGCAUCUUCGCCCGCAUCAUGGGCGGGGAGAUCCGCCGACUGCUGCGCUUCCGGCGCGUCCGCAACCAGGCGAAGAAGACGGGCUCGACACCGUCCGGCGAGCGCACGCACAACAUCGUUGUCAUCGGCGCCUCGUUUGCGGGCCACUACGCGGCGCGCAUCCUGGCGCGCUCGCUGCCGCCCGACAGCACGCACCGCGUCGUCGUCGUCGAGCCCAACAGCCACUUCCAGUUCACCUGGGUGCUGCCGCGCUUCUGCGUCGUGCCGCACGGCCACGAGCACAAGGCCUUUGUCCCGUACGGCAGGUACGCCGACGCCGUCGACGGCGCGCUGCACUGGAUCCGCGGCCGCGCUGCCCGCAUCACCGCGUCCGACGUCGUGCUGCAGGACACGGGCGAGAGCAUCCCCUACCAGUACCUGGUGAUUGCCACGGGCGCCGCGGUGCAGAGCGGGCUGCCGUCGCGCGUGAACAAUACGGACAAGAGCGAGGGCGUCGAGCUGUUGCGCGCGAUGCAGCAGCGUAUUGCACGGGCAGAGACGGUCGUCGUCGUGGGCGGUGGUGCCGCGGGCGUCGAGGUGGCGACGGACGCAAAGAGCCUUUACCCGGAUAAGCAUAUUAUCUUGGUGCAUUCGCGCGCCGCGCCGAUGCAUCGGUUUGGCAAAGAGUUGCAGACGGCCGCCAUGGAGGGAUUGACCCGACUCGAAGUCGAGGUAAUUCUGGAGGAUCGUGUCAUUGAAGAAGACGAUGUCAACGGCACAGUGACACUCAAGUCUGGUCGCAAAAUAGACUGCGGCUGUUUUAUCAACUGCACAGGUCAAAAGCCGAAUUCGUCGAUCCUCUCGACGCUGUCGCCAGCAUCCAUCUCGUCGUCGGGCUACAUCAAGGUGAAGCCCAGCCUGCAGCUGGUGGACGAAGCGUUCCAAAAUAUCUACAGCUGCGGUGAUGUCACGGAUACAGACGUUCCAACGCCCAAUGCGCGUUCGGCCAUGGCGCAGUCCAUCGUGGCAGCCGAGAACAUCCUGCUCGCGAUUGAGGGCAAGAAGCCGCAGCACGAGUACCGACACAGCUGGCCGGAGAGCUUCAUCAAGUUGACCCUGGGACUGGUAAGCGUUGACCUGCGCGGUCGCAUCGGGCAGUUGCUAACGGCAUACCAGGACCGCUCGGUCUCGCAUCUGAGUGAUGGCAAAUGCGAUAUCCUCUUCCGCAGCAAGGAGAAGAAGGAGGAGCUCAUGGCGGCCCAGUGCUGGAAGUCGCUGGGCCAGGUGCCGUACGAGGAUGACUACAUGCAACAGAAAUUGGAGAGCGCGUAG
Molecule: messenger RNA, 1347 nt
Organism: Cordyceps militaris CM01
Lineage: Eukaryota; Fungi; Ascomycota; Sordariomycetes; Hypocreales; Cordycipitaceae
Product: mercuric reductase, putative
Exons: 2
Coding region: 1-1347 (448 amino acids)
Cellular component (GO): cytoplasm
Molecular function (GO): flavin adenine dinucleotide binding; electron-transferring-flavoprotein dehydrogenase activity
Source: RefSeq, a predicted model, not a curated record